AAACGUCAGUUGGUCGAGACACGGUCGUCGCGGCGCGCGUCCCGUUCGUCUGUACGCGUGUUGCGUCCUACGUACACUUAUCAAAUUUCAAUAAGAAAAUUUGAUAUUGUCGUCGAAUAUUGUGAAGUGUUGUUGACAAGUUCGCGAGUUGACCGGUAAAUGGUUCAAGUUCCUUUGCGUUUUGUUUUUUUUUUUUAAGUUUUGUUAAUUGCUCGUUUUUUUCUGUUCGGCCUGUUGUGUAUUGUUUCGCUGAGUGAUAACUCUGUUUCUUUAAGCAACGAAAAUGUAGAUAGGUGAUAAGUAGGUCGCGUCUACUUUUAAUAAAAAGUACGAUGUCUAUUGACCAGGCAUCGCCACUGGUGCCAAUCAAGCCUCAAGUCGCUCUGCAGAACAGCGCAUUUAUAAAGAAUAGUCACAACAGAAGCAGUUUCUGUGGAGUUAGUCCGUCACCAAAUGGCAAUGGAACAUUGAAGACAUUCGCAGUUAACCGCAAGAGUUGGAGCGGGAAUGUGACGAUACCGCUCCAGCAAUUCACUCCCGACAUCGAAAGUAAGCCACAAUUCGCGACUUUCCGCACCGGGACAGGGACAUUCCCUAGGAACAGGGAGCGGAACAACAACAGCGCGUCUGUCGGUAUAUUAACUCCGAACGGGAACUCGACGCAUACACUAAGAGGAAGCGAACUGAGGAGGAGCGGAUGCUUAAAUGGCCGACGCUACGCCGAGAUCGGAAACUGGAGUAAAAGGAAUGCAACAUUCCUCGAGCCGCAUCUCCAAGGUAUAAGACGCCGCGACAGCCGAAGCUCUGACUCGGAGCACGAUGAGCGUUCUACGGAAGACGACGAGCGGUCGCUCCUGCGCAGCUCCCCGCGCACACGCUUGCCCCCCGCGCCUCCGCCGCCCCCGCCGCCUGACGACGAGCCUCCACCGAUGAAGCCCAGAGACUACUUCGAGCGGCUGCACAGCCAAGCUAUGAGAGAGGCGCACGACAGGAAGUCCAGACGAGAUAAAGACGCUCUGUUUAGAGCGGUUGAUGGUGACGGCAGCGUGGGCGACAGUCUUAGUCAGAGUCGAGAGAGUUUGUCGUCGGACGGCGAGGGCGCUCGAGGCGACUGCUCGUCAGUGGGGUCCUCAGGGUCGGGGUCUGAGGAGCAGCCGCCAUGCGACAUCGGUCUGCUAGAGCGGCUCAUCAGGACACAUCCUGUUUGGUUUCUGCCCGGGAUACAGAGGGCUGGGGCAUUUCAUUUACUCCAGGGGAAAGAGGAAGGGAACUUCGUAGUCCGACAGUCGAGUCAGCCGGACACGAUGGCGAUCAGCGUACGCCUGCCGGCGGACAAGGGGCCGUACAUCGAACAUUACCUUAUCCAGGCUUCCGGCGGCCGCAUCGGACUCGAGACCUCACACAACCGCUUCGACAACAUACCCGAACUCAUCGCACACUACUCGCAAUGCUGUGACGAAUUACCAGUUCAGCUGCAGUUGCCCCGCGCUCUACGUGAGGCCAAAAGUCGUCACCAGCUCAGUUCGCUCACGCUACUGGGCCAGGAGUUCUGGGGGUAUCCAAUGGCCAAUCCUAAGAACAAUCCGCAGAAUGUGAUGUCGCCGUGCCAACUUGCUAAUGGCGUUAUACCGAUGGCGGUUACACCCUCUGAUACCGGAUCUAGUCUGAGCAGUUUUAAUGCCAGCGCUGGAGCGAAUUCUCGUGAGCAUAUUUUUAGUCUUGAAAAGGAACAAAAUGUAGUAUUAAAAAUGUCACCAGUUGAUACCUCCGAGUCUCCGCCGAGCCAAAGCCAAAGCCUCAGCACGUUCAAGGGCAGGAGCGCGCCCUCGCCUCCCGCCAAGCCCAGCGGGAACUUCGUCCGCGCGCCCAGGCCCACGCCACCCAACACGCUUAACCUCCUCUCAAGUACAGCUCAUAUCACACAACCGCACACAUUUCCUACGACAAACGCUCAUUCACCGACACAGACUAACAGUGUAAAAACAACGCCCCCUCCGCCCCCGCCGAGAUGGGCUAAACCACCUUUUACAAAGAUGUCUUUGUCUCCAAAGUCAGAGACACAUUUGUUCAAUCCAAUCAAAAAUGGAAACGUAACCGUUACCACCGCGAACAACUCACACGUACAGAGUAACAACAUGCUAGAGAGAACACACGAUCGAUCGCAACUAACGCUUACGUCUAACGCCGCCAGCAUUAAUAGCAACGGUGCAGGAGCCAAUGUGGACGUUGUCAAAAGCUUGUUCGAAUGUAACGGGGACACACAGAAUAUGACGCAUCGUCAGUCACCAGAAGGGGAAUGUGUCAGAGCCGUUACGACCUCCUUACACGGCAGCUUUAAAAGCCAGAAAGUCGAACAAAAUAUUGAAUCUGGAUCUCCUGUAGAACCGCAAUCUCAAACAAAUACUUCAGAAUCUGUAGAUCCGAUCGUCAAUUCUUUAUCUAAAUCCAAUAGCUUUGAUCCAAACCAACUAGUUUCACCGAAUGGCACGAACUCCGUCACCAGUGGAAUAUUUUCUCCGACGAGUCAAAUCAAUUCACCCGUAUCUAAUGAUACGAUAUCUUCUAAAAGCGGAGUUUUCUCUCCGUCGAGUCAGACCAAUAAAAGUGACAUAUUUUCACCCGUUUCCAGAAGUUCACCUAUUUCUAAUAAGAACGUAUUCUCUCCUACUUCGAACCAAAAUAUUAUAUCUCCCGCGAUAGGAAAAGUGUUAUCUCCCAACAUGAAUACAACGAGUACUACGCCAUCUGGCAGAUCCCGGAGAAGCAAACAUUCCCUACGAAAGGAAUCCAGACACUACCAGGAAUCAGAUAUUCUUGAAUCACCUGGUAUUUAUUAUAGAAGUUCUUUAAUGGAUAAAGUCAGUGAUUAUGAAGAUAUUUGGGGUCCUGAAGGCAAUAAUUGUACUACAUUCAAACCGUUGAAAUCCGAGAAUGAUAGUAAUUUUAAUAAUGGAUUAAUGAAAAGCAAACGACCAGAUUUACUUCCAGACACAUUGCCAAAACUCAAUGCAGCAAAAAGUACCCAGUCAAUCCUAGAAAAAGAAAAUAUCCAUCUUCUAAAUUCUACCGAAAGUCUAAUCGAGAAGAAAAAUCUUUCUGAUAGUUCGUUAAAGAAAAGUUUCAAUGGGUCGUGUGAAAUAAUAGCAACCACCAAUAGUAAAGGAGAGAUUGUACCAAAAAGACCCGACAAACUGAACAUUUCUACGAACAUGAAUAAGAAAUUAAAUGAAGAAAUCGAAGCAGCUUUGAAGAGUAGAGAGAAUUAUAGGACUGAGAGUAUGGAGACUGUAAAGCUAGAGGAUGAUACUAAGGAAACUAUUUCUGAAGAUACUGACAAAGACAACGCUGGUAGUCCAUUUUACGCUGAUCCUGUCGACGCUUUGAAAGAGGCUGCGCUUCCACAAGUGCAAAGAAGAAAACUAUUGCGAGUCGGCAUGAACUUGUCGCAGCGGUACUCAGAGCCACCGACACAGAACCACCCGUACUAUCCACUCAGAGACAUGCAUAGUAUUGAAGAACUGUCACCCUCGUCUCCAAAUACGUCAACAUCAGUGGAUAACCUGGUGUCGUUGCGGACGAAGCCGAAGAUGCGAGCCGUGGAGCCGCCGCGCGUCUGCAAGCCGCCGGGCAAGGCCGACCAGCCCUGGACUGUCGACUCCAGCUGGCAGUUUAUAAAUAAGAACGAAGAAGGAGGGCCAGGAGGUGCGGGCAGCGUGGGUGAGAGCGGCACGUUCCCAUCACUGGCAGAGCAGGAGCGGCUCGGGGCUGACGACGCGCUGCGCCUCACCGUGCACCAAGUCGUCGCUCAUAAGUUUCCCGAGUUGAAGUUGAACGCGGAGCCGGUGGCGUUGCCCGAGGAGCCGCGCUCGCCGCCGCGCGCCUCCUGCUACGACAAUGUGCACGAUCUGAGGCCCCUCUCUGAACAGGCGAGUGACGACGGCACAGUAUUCUCGGAGCCGUGGGACAGCUCGCAGUGGGACGGCCUCAUUCCUCCCUGCAAUGGAAACCAAGCUUAUGAAACUGACGAGGCCUGCGAGUGGGAGUCACCGGUGCCGCGGCGGGCGCCGGCGUUGGCGGCGCGCUCCAAGAGUUUCCGAGAUCGCCUCGAUCCCCUAUUAGCGGCGGGGCGGGUGCGGGCGCUGCGCGGGGGGCGCGGUGCGCGGGGCGCGGGCGCGGCGCUGCGGGCGUACGCGCUCCACCUGGCGCAGGACAAAAGCACCACCUUUGCGCAGAACGUCGACAACUUCAUAGCCUGCACACUCGACUCCAAGGAAACAUGCCCACAGGUGAUGAUGCGAAAUAUGAGACAGUUCAUGUCCGGUAUGAAGAACUAUCUUGUCAAGCACGGAGAAAGAGAAUUUGAGAAGGAAGUAGAGAAAGAGAGACUUAAGUUAAAGCCGACGGAAUUCCUGAACCUGGAUGCGAUCCUGGAGGGCGUGAUGCACCGGCUGGUGGUGCGGCCGCUGCGCGCGCGGCUGUACGCGCUGCUGGCCGCCUGGCACGCGCCCGACCUGCGCCGCCUGCACGCCGCCAUCGAGCGCGCGCACCACGCCACGCCGCUGCAGCUCGGCGUAAAGGAAUCCACAAAAGUACCGUCGGCCGCGGUACUGGCAGUCAUCUCGAAGCAUUUCCUUAAGAUGCAGGAGGCGGACUCGCCACUGGACAAGCUGGAGAACCUCCUGGCCGCCAUUUCUGUUAUGUUUAAUGCGAUGCGGGGCUCGCGCGCGCUGGGCGCGGACGACCUGCUGCCGGUGCUGGCGUGGGCGGUGGCGCGCUGCCGGCUGGUGUGCGGCGAGCUGGAGGCCGAGCUGAUGGCGGGGCUGCUGCCGCCCGCGCUGCUCGCCGGCGAGGGCGGCUACUACCUCACCGCGCUCUUCUCCGCGCUCGCCGUGCUCAAGCGCCUCGCGCCCGACACGCCCGACCAGCUCACCGACAACGCCGACACCGCGCCCUGCCGGCGCGGGUCGGGGCCGGGCGCGGGGGCGGGGUGGGGCGCGGGCGGCGCGCGCGGCGCGGCGGUGGUGCGCGUGGCGCUGCCGGACGAGUGCCGCGGCUCCAUCCGGCGCGUGGCGCUGCCGUGCCGGCCGGGCGCGCGCGCUCGCGACCUGUGCCGCGCGCUCGCGCACGCCGCCGCCAUCACCAACCCACAGGACUACGCGCUCUUCGCCCUGCACGACGGACAAGAAACAAUGUUGAACGAGAACGACUGCCCACAAGACGUGAUGUCGGAGAAGAGCGGACAGAACUUCAUCCUUGCUUACAAGAGGAUAGACGCCAAAAUCGCGUGGCCGCAGCAGGCGCUGCUCUCCUACCCGUAGGCCUGUAGGCCCUCGGAGCCCUAGGCUUAUAGACCCGUAAAAUCUCCUAGCCUUAUCUCAAACAACGUACAAUCUCUUAACUUUAUAUUCAUAAUAAAAAAAUCAUUAACGUUCUUAUGAUGAUGAAGUUGUCAAAAUAUGCUCAUUACCAAUUAGUAACGGACAUUGAAAACUAUAUUUUUGUCAUCUUAAUAAAGUGAUAUUUUACUAAGAUAUUAGCAGACCGAUUUUCAUACGUUAUCUUUUCUCGAAGUAAACUUAGCUUACCCUUUAUCUAUAAGUACAUUGCAAUUAGACAGUAUUUUUAAAACCCCCGCUAUUGUUAUUCAAGAUCCUUGCGUAACCUUUUAAUAACGUAGCUUUUUUACCCUGAUAGUGUGUAAGUACCCUUUUAUAUUACAUUUGACUGAGAGAUUUUGCAUUUUCUCGAUCGAAAAAAAUCUUUUGUAAAUUAUGAUUUUUAUUAUUUCGUAGAGUAUUUGCGUGACCGUUUUGAAUCAUCGUUUCUAUUUAAAACUAAGUAUUUAGGAGCUGUAGAACCUUUAAAAGGUAAAUACCAGGCGUACGUAGGUUUAUGUUCCUAAAAUUCGAUGUACCCUGAACCAACUCACCAAAUUGUUGUUUUUAGUUUUACGGAUUAUAAUUUUAAGAUUGUCAAAAGUCUUUUUAGUUUAAUUUCUUUUUUUAAUUAUAAUUUUAAUCUGUAUUCUAAUAUUUAACGCUAACUUGUUUAUUGAACUGUGAUGUAAUUCGUAUUAGUAUUGUAAGUUUUGUAUUAAUUUUGUAUAUUCGUAGAGAUUCUUAAUAUAAUUUAUUUAAAACGUAACAUAAGGAAAUGUAUGACUCAGUGCAGUCGGAUGAAUAAGUUUUGGCUAUCGUCAUUUAUGAAGUAACGCUUUUCUUAAGUGGCUGACGUCUGAGCCGAAAUUUGUUCAUCGAAACAUAAUCAGAUAUAUCAGUUCUGCUUACCGUUCUAUAUAUUACUUAACAAUGUAAGGCUUUUAUUCACUACAAAAUAACCAUGAAAUCACACUGCCAAAUAAGGAAUACAAAAGAUUUGUUAUCUCUCUCUUUCUAUUUGGGAAAAGUGAGAUCACCAAAUAAUGUUUUGUUAUCUCUCUUUCUAUUUGGUAAAAUUGAGAUAACAAAAUAAUUUUGAAAUGUGUCGAGUGCUAAAUAUUACUUACACUCAUGAACCUCACCAAGGAGGUAGGAGGUACUAUUAUAUGGAAACUACUUCGUAUAUUAUUAUUGAAAGUUUAAAUAAAAUUAUAUAACCUAAAACUAUCUUUGAUAAUAGGAAGGUUUUAGGUUAUUCUGUACUGUACCUCUUACCUCGAACCUAUUCUAAAGCCAGCAACGCAUUUGUUAUUCCGCUGGUCUCACGUAGCCUUUUAACCCCGAAAGUCAUAUUAAAAAAAGGGACGCUGUAGAAAUUCCAUCCAGAGCACUGAUUACUAAAACCGGAACUGCUCGUUUGUCCCCUAUUUACAUAAAAAAAUAAUAGAACAGUCGACAAGAAAUACAAAAAUAUGAUUUUUAGAGACGUUAACAGUAGAAUUUCACUUGCGACAGAUUUGUAUUAAUUAUUGCUGUCUCUGUUUUGUCAAAGUGAAUGAAAAGGAUAACAAUACGUGUGUUGCAACAAUAAAUGCAUUAAUAUUCUACAGUUAAACGAUCUUUAAAGCGCUCGCACACCUUUGACUAAACUUUCGCACAACUGUUUAGUCGCGCUUUGAUUCUUAUGAGCUUGCGAGGUGCGGACACUA
Molecule: messenger RNA, 7087 nt
Organism: Papilio polytes (common Mormon)
Lineage: Eukaryota; Metazoa; Arthropoda; Insecta; Lepidoptera; Papilionidae
Gene: spri
Product: protein sprint
Exons: 24
Coding region: 333-5318 (1661 amino acids)
Biological process (GO): signal transduction; vesicle-mediated transport
Cellular component (GO): cytosol; endocytic vesicle
Molecular function (GO): small GTPase binding; guanyl-nucleotide exchange factor activity
Source: RefSeq, a predicted model, not a curated record